Molecule: messenger RNA, 1649 nt
Organism: Humulus lupulus (European hop)
Lineage: Eukaryota; Viridiplantae; Streptophyta; Magnoliopsida; Rosales; Cannabaceae
Exons: 6
Coding region: 273-1232 (319 amino acids)
Biological process (GO): transmembrane transport
Source: RefSeq, a predicted model, not a curated record
UGUCAUUUUAUUUUUUUAAAUUUAUUAAUCAAUAAUAUUUUCAAGGGAGACUGGAUUUAGCUCCAAGAAAUCUGAAGAGACAAAAAAGGAAAAUAAGAAAAAAAACAAACUUGAUUUGGCGGUUUCAGAUUCAACAAACUCGAUUCAAGAGAAGAAAGAAGAAGCAGUGUGUUCCGACAGUUUUUUCUGGGAAGAAUGGGUUGUUGAUCUUCAUUUCCAGAUUCAGUUUUUCUUUGUAAUUAGCGCGAUUAAGGGAGAGACGGAGGGAGUCCAUGGCUGCUGCAUCGAACGCUGGAGCCCAAUCGUUUAGUCAGACCGAGAUUAACUGGGACAAGCUUGACAAAACUAAAUUUUAUGUCGUAGGAGCUGGUCUCUUUACAGGAAUUACGGUUGCAUUGUACCCUGUUAGUGUUGUGAAAACCAGGCUACAAGUUGCUUCAAAGGAUGCUGUUGAAAGAAAUGCAUUUUCUAUUGCCCGUGGCUUACUAAGAAGAGAUGGGAUUCCUGGACUUUACAAAGGCUUUGGCACAGUGAUCACUGGUGCGGUUCCUGCCAGGAUAAUAUUUCUUACUGCUUUAGAGACCACGAAAAUUGGAGCCUUCAAGUUGGUGGAACCAAUAAAAUUUUCAGAGCCAACUAAGGCAGCUAUAGCAAAUGGCAUAGCUGGCAUGACCGCUUCUCUUUUCUCACAGGCUGUCUUUGUUCCAAUUGAUGUGAUUAGUCAAAAGUUGAUGGUACAAGGAUACUCAGGCCAAGCAAACUAUAAUGGUGGUUUGGAUGUUGCUCGUAAGAUUGUGAAGGCUGAUGGCAUCCGGGGAUUGUACAGGGGAUUUGGUCUUUCCGUUAUGACUUAUUCCCCCUCCAGUGCUGUUUGGUGGGCAAGUUAUGGUUCAAGUCAGCGCUUGAUCUGGAGUUUUUUGGGCCAUGGGUCUGAUUCUUCAGUAGUUCCUGAUGAAAGAAAAAUAAUUUUAGUUCAAGCUACUGGAGGAAUUAUUGCUGGCGCAACAGCAUCCUGCAUAACGACCCCACUGGACACUAUCAAGACACGGUUGCAGGUGAUUGGACACGACAAAGGACAAAAUGCAAGGCAAGUGAUUAAAAGCUUGAUUCACGAUGAGGGCUGGAAAGGAUUUUACAGAGGGCUGGGUCCAAGAUUUUUCAGCAUGUCGAUGUGGGGAACUUCAAUGAUCCUGACUUAUGAAUAUCUAAAGCGCUUGUGUUCAAAAGAAUGAUAUAUGCGAGUGCGAGGUUAGCUUCUAGCUGUGUGUGCAAGGGGCACAGAUAUUUGGUUCUUUUAACUAGGUUGGAUCAAACAUCUUUAGUGGGAUACUACUACGAUGGUUAUUUUGGAGAUUCAUUCUAGGAUUCAUAUUGCAAACACACUUCCAGGACCAGGAAUGCUGGUUUUGAAGCCUCUGGUUAUAUUUCGGAAGCCCAUAAUAUGAUUUUCAUAUUUGGUCUACUUACUCAUUUUUUGGGAAGGACUUGGAGGUCAUUGCCAAUUUUCUUUAAUAGUUAAAGUUACUUCAUUUUGCACACUAUCAAUUAAAUUUUUGCUCUCCUACAGCAAGUGUAUAUCAACUAAGCAACGAAAUUUGAUUUUAUUUUUUCUUCAAUAAGAAAUUCAGGAAUAUAACGCAUUUUCUUAA